AUGGCGCCUCCAAUUCUUCCUUUCAGAGAUGUCAAUCUCCAUGCAUCUCCUUCCCAUUAUGCUUUUACAUCACCCUCAUCGCCCCAAGCACCAACUCUCGUGGUGGACCGGCCAACUGGAGAUCUCCGCCUCAACGAUGGGCCUCUCGCCGGUGCAAAGCGGAUCUCUAGCAUUGCUGGAAUCUUGGGAAUUCUUAAAUUGAAGCUGGACAAAUACCUCAUUGUCAUCACCAAAGCGCAACCCAUGGGACGACUCCGUGGUCAUAUGGUGUACAAGGUCGCUUCAACCGAAUUCCUGCCAAUGCGUGAACGCCCACUCCACGAUACAGACGAAGAUACCUACCUUGCGCUCGUCAAGAACCUGCUUCGCACCGGUCCCAUGUACUUCUCUUACUCUUUGGACCUCACCAACAGUUUCCAGCGCCAAUCCCAGAGCCCUACGGAUCUUCCUAUGUGGAAGUCCGCCGAUGAUCGUUUCUUCUGGAACCGCUUCAUCCAGUCCGACCUGAUCGACUUCAGCUUGGGCGAGAAUGACACAAGCGGUAUUCGGUAUGGCCCACAACCUGGUGUCGACCCCUACAUCCUUCCUGUCAUGUUUGGCAUGCUCCGCAUCACACCCGCUCGAGUCAAGUCUACCUCCUUUACAUUCGCUCUCAUUACCCGCCGGUCUAGACAUCGGGCAGGCACAAGAUACUUCUCUCGCGGAAUCGACGAGGAAGGCCACGUCGCAAACUACAAUGAAACGGAACAAAUCGCAAUUCUGAACGAUGCAACUGGUGGAAUGUCAGGAUUCGCCGGAGGGCAAUCCAUGUCAAAUGGUAAGAAUAGCCAGGAUCUCCAGGUGUACUCGUUUGUGCAGACUCGGGGCAGCGUGCCUGUGUUCUGGGCAGAGGUCAAUAACCUUAAAUACACACCCAAAUUGCAAGUCCGAGGUGUCGAUACCGCCGUUGAAGCAGCACGGAAGCACUUCUCUGAGCAGAUUCGCUUGUACGGAGAGAAUUAUCUUGUCAACCUUGUCAAUCAAAAAGGCCGGGAAGAACGCGUGAAGAGUGCAUAUGAGCAGAUGGUCCGCACUCUUAUCACAUCUGCCCAUGAAACAACCGAAGCUGGUGAGCAGACAUCCGAAAAGAUACACGCUCUAGAACCCACCUCGAAACGCAAAGAUAUGGAUCGUCUACACUACGUGUACUUUGAUUUCCACAACGAGACAAAGGGUCUCAAGUGGCACCGUGCUGAACUUCUGCUGGGCCGCUUGUCUGAAGGCUUGGCCCAGGGUGGUUACUUCCGCGGUGUGGAAGCCCCUGGUGCUCCAGGCGGGCAGCUAGACAUUCGAUCAACACAAGGAAGCGUUGUGCGCACUAACUGCAUGGAUUGUCUUGACCGAACCAAUGUUGUCCAGAGCAUGCUUGGUCGCUGGGCUCUCACCCGGCAGUUGACGGAUGCUGGCGUCCUUCACACCGGGGAGACUGCUAAUGAUGAUCGAGAAUUCGAGGACUUGUUCCGUAAUAUCUGGGCUGAUAAUGCGGAUGUUGUCUCCAAGUCAUACUCAGGUACCGGUGCCCUGAAGACCGACUUUACUCGGACAGGCAAGCGUACUCGGGCUGGUGCACUUCAAGAUCUUAACAACUCAAUUACCCGGUAUGUGCGCAACAAUUUCAUGGAUGGUCCUCGUCAGGAUGGAUUCGAUGUUUUCUUGGGAACCUAUCUCCCAUCAGACUCAAUGGCAGUGAACAUCCAGCUAUUCUUUGACCGACGGCCUCUUGUGAUUCAAGCCAUACCUUAUGUGUUUGCGGCAAGUCUGUUCAUGGUUUUGGUCGCGCUCUUCACUCGCCGGUUGCCAGAUGCUGCGGUCUGGCCGCUCCGCCUUUUUAUGAUCUUCUGGUUGAUUAUCGGCGCCUACUCUUUACGCUUCAUGCAUGGACAUGGGAUGCUUUAUGUCAACUGGCCGAAGCUCAAUACCCCCAUUGCCGGUGCUGAAGGAUACCAAGAUGCAAUGAUUAAAGCCCGAUCCGAUCCGAUAAUUGGCCAAUGGCUUCCUUCAAGACGUCACCAACGUGGUGUCAGCAAUGCUCGUCUUGUCUUCCUCGAGGAAGGAAAGACACGUAUUGAAUAA
Molecule: messenger RNA, 2112 nt
Organism: Penicillium verhagenii
Lineage: Eukaryota; Fungi; Ascomycota; Eurotiomycetes; Eurotiales; Aspergillaceae
Product: putative phosphoinositide phosphatase (Sac1)
Exons: 3
Coding region: 1-2112 (703 amino acids)
Biological process (GO): phosphatidylinositol dephosphorylation
Cellular component (GO): endoplasmic reticulum
Molecular function (GO): phosphatidylinositol-4-phosphate phosphatase activity
Source: RefSeq, a predicted model, not a curated record